Molecule: messenger RNA, 5233 nt
Organism: Acinonyx jubatus (cheetah)
Lineage: Eukaryota; Metazoa; Chordata; Mammalia; Carnivora; Felidae
Gene: UNK
Product: unk zinc finger
Exons: 19
Coding region: 1508-3922 (804 amino acids)
Biological process (GO): cell morphogenesis involved in neuron differentiation
Molecular function (GO): mRNA CDS binding; metal ion binding
Source: RefSeq, a predicted model, not a curated record
AAUAAAAGGGGAGCGGCGAAGAGGCAGGAAGACAGGACCAUGUCGAAGGGCCCCGGGCCCGGCGGCUCCGCAGCUUCCUCGGCGCCCCCGGCCGCUACCGCUCAGGUGCUGCAGGCACAGCCCGAGAAACCGCAGCACUACACGUACGUAGAGCCCCCCCCGCCGCGCGCGCACGCCUGACGUCAGCGGCCAGCGUGAGUCACGCGCGCAGGGAGAGCGCGAGGCGGCCUCUCCCUCCCCCCCUUCCUCCUCCGGCCCGGCCCAGACCGGUUCCAACCUGCUGGGGCCGGUCCCAACCGCCUCUAACUGCCACCAACCCCUGGUCGGGCCGUGGGGCGGGAAGCUCGGUCCCCGCCGCUGAGCGGGGAAGGCGGGAGGGCGGGGUGCGGAGAGCACACAUCUCAGGCCAGGCCUUUGAGGCCUAACUGUUCCUCAGACCGUAAAACCACAGUCUCAGGCACUCGCGGGGGCGAUAAGAAGCCCAGGACACGGCCAGGACGAGUGCCCUGGGGGCCAGCCCUAGGGCCGCUGUGAAUGAAGGUUGGCGCGAGGUCCUGUCAGGCGCCCCGCGCACUCUACCCCGGAGGCCUUUUGUGUCCCCGAAGCCCGUGUGUUGCGUACGGCGGCCCCUCUUGCUGGAACUCGCGGGGACAGCUGACCCGGCCUGAGUCCGGGGCCACGAGGGCGACGGGGUUCGAGCGUGUCCCCAGCCCCAGCACUCCCACCGCAGGAGUCCAGCGAGAUGGGAACCUGCUGGUGUCUGAGCGGAGGUCCCCGUCUCCUCUUUAUGUCCUUUCAAAGCACGCUCAGCGACCACCUAGCGCUAGGUGCCUCGGAAGAAAGAGCUACAGAGGCGGGCCCUCCUGUUUAGCAAAAUGUUGGUUUCCAGUUUCCCUGAGUGCCUCCCAGGUGCUGUGUAUGUUUAGAAGGAUCCCCAGGUGGACCUGAGACUGGCUGGAGAUUUGGAACCUGGGGGUCGAAAAACCCUUAAGAGCCACACAGUAAUGCCGCCUGGUGAGCCGAGCGCAGGGAGCCCCUGUUGGAGUAGAAAGAAUUAAAACUAGACAGGAGGAGCUCCUGUUUGUCACUCACAGAACUAUGUUAGAUACUAAAGAAGGCUUCCCCACAAUCCAUUUGCAUCUGCUUUGACUGGUGGUUUCUAUCAACCUACAAAGACUGACUUAUUGGUGAGGGCAGCUGGACAACUCUGAGAGCAACUUAGAGAAAUCCAUCAUGGGCACACUCUAUAAAGGAGCUCCUUCUCUGGAAAUAGCACCCCAGAUAAGUGCACAAAAGCAAGACACCCUCGUGGACCUACUUCCUCCCGCUUUCAACACCCUGAUGCCUGAAGCUAUGCUUGAUACUAAAGGAGGUUUUCCCACAUUUGCAUCUUCUGUAUUUUGAAAUUGCAACUAUGGACAGUUGUGGCUAAUCCUAGUAGAUUGUCUUCCCUUCUUUUAACAUCUUGGAUGAAUUUGGGGCACACUAAUGUGUUAUGUGAAGAUGGAUGUUGAAUAUACUGUGUAGAUUCACCCCAGCCUGCCAUCUUAAAAUACCUGCAUGGGCCACAGAAUAUCUGCGGAGAAAGUUUGGGUACCUGAAGGAAUUCCGCACGGAGCAGUGCCCACUCUUUGUGCAACACAAAUGCACUCAGCACCGACCCUACACCUGCUUCCACUGGCACUUCGUGAACCAGCGACGUCGCCGGUCCAUCCGCCGUCGGGACGGCACCUUCAACUACAGCCCCGACGUCUACUGCACCAAGUACGACGAGGCUACGGGCCUCUGCCCGGAGGGCGACGAGUGCCCAUUCCUGCACAGGACCACAGGGGACACUGAGCGCAGGUACCACUUGCGUUACUACAAAACUGGAAUCUGUAUCCACGAGACAGACUCGAAAGGCAACUGCACCAAAAACGGCCUGCACUGCGCUUUCGCCCACGGGCCCCAUGACCUCCGCUCCCCUGUCUACGACAUCAGAGAGCUCCAGGCCAUGGAGGCCUUGCAGAACGGCCAGACCACAGUAGAGGGCAGCAUAGAGGGCCAGACGGCUGGGGCUGCAAGCCACGCCAUGAUAGAAAAAAUCCUCAGUGAGGAGCCUCGGUGGCAAGAAACUGCCUAUGUGCUGGGGAACUAUAAGACGGAGCCGUGCAAGAAGCCCCCGCGGUUGUGCCGCCAGGGUUAUGCCUGUCCCUACUACCACAACAGCAAGGACCGGCGGCGGAGCCCCCGGAAACACAAAUACAGGUCAUCUCCAUGUCCGAACGUGAAACACGGGGAUGAGUGGGGAGACCCCGGCAAGUGUGAGAAUGGAGAUGCCUGCCAGUACUGCCACACCCGCACGGAGCAGCAGUUCCACCCGGAGAUCUAUAAAUCCACCAAGUGCAACGACAUGCAGCAGUCGGGCAGCUGUCCCCGAGGACCUUUCUGCGCCUUUGCCCACGUAGAACAGCCACCCCUCAGUGACGACCUGCAACCUUCCUCAACUGUGUCCAGCCCCACUCAGCCGGGUCCUGUCUUGUACAUGCCAUCUGCUGCCGGAGACUCCGUGCCCGUGAGCCCCUCCAGCCCGCAUGCCCCUGACCUCAGCGCCCUCCUCUGUAGAAACAGCAACCUAGGCAGCCCAUCUAACCUCUGUGGCUCCCCCCCGGGCUCCAUCAGGAAGCCCCCGAACCUGGAAGGCAUUGUCUUCCCUGGGGAGUCUGGCCUUGCCCCUGGCAGCUAUAAGAAGGCUCCUGGCUUUGAGAGGGAAGACCAGGUGGGAGCCGAGUACCUGAAAAAUUUCAAAUGCCAGGCCAAGUUAAAACCCCACUCACUAGAGCCCAGGAGCCAAGAGCAGCCUCUGCUUCAGCCCAAACAGGACAUGCUGGGCAUCCUUCCCGUGGGCAGCCCCCUGACCUCAAGCAUCUCUUCUAGUAUCACCUCCAGCCUGGCAGCUACGCCCCCUAGCCCUGCUGGCACCAGCAGCGUCCCUGGCAUGAAUGCAAAUGCUCUGCCCUUCUAUCCCACCAGCGACACGGUAGAGUCAGUCAUAGAGUCUGCCCUGGAUGACCUGGACCUGAAUGAGUUUGGGGUGGCUGCCCUAGAGAAGACUUUUGAUAACACCACGGUGCCCCACCCAGGCAGCAUCACAAUUGGUGGCAGUUUGCUGCAGAGCUCUGCACCCGUGAAUAUCCCUGGCUCCUUGGGCAGUUCUGCUUCCUUCCACUCAGCAUCCCCGUCCCCUCCUGUCAGCCUCUCCUCGCAUUUCCUGCAGCAGCCCCAGGGCCACCUGAGCCAGUCCGAAAACACAUUUUUGGGGACCUCAGCAUCACAUGGAUCUUUGGGUCUGAAUGGGAUGAAUAGCAGCAUCUGGGAGCAUUUUGCCUCUGGUAGCUUCUCCCCAGGCACUUCUCCUGCCUUCCUGUCAGGGCCAGGGGCUGCUGAGCUGGCCCGGCUGCGGCAAGAGCUCGAAGAAGCCAACAGCACCAUCAAGCAGUGGGAGGAGUCCUGGAAGCAGGCUAAGCAGGCUUGUGAUGCCUGGAAGAAGGAGGCAGAGGAGGCCGGUGAGCGGGCCAGCGCAGCAGGUGCUGAGUGCGAGCUGGCCCGGGAGCAGCGGGAUGCACUGGAGGAGCAGGUUAAGAAGCUACAGGAAGAGCUGGAGCGGCUGCACUCAGGCCCUGACCCACAGGCCCUGCCCACCUUCUCCGACCUGGAGGCCCUCUCACUCUCCACCCUCUACUCCCUCCAGAAGCAGCUGCGGGCCCACCUGGAACAAGUGGACAAGGCCGUGUUCCACAUGCAGUCGGUGAAAUGCCUUAAGUGUCAGGAACAGAACCGAGCGGUGCUGCCGUGCCAACACGCCGUGCUGUGUGAGCUCUGUGCCGAGGGCAGCGAGUGCCCGGUCUGCCAGCCUGGCCGGGCCCACGCCCUCCAGUCGUGACCCCGCAGGCCUGGCCCUGGCCUGGCUCAGAUCUUCUUACCUAGGACUUUUUAAAGUAUAUAUAUAUGUAUGUAUGUAUGUAUGUAUGUAUAUGUAUAUGAUUCUGUAUAUGUAUACAUUUCUGUAUGUGUGUAGGUAUGCGUGGGCGGCAGUGUGUGAACAGUGUCUGUGUGUAUAUCUGUACAUAGAUAUAGACACACACUUUAAAACAGACUUACCAAGCACUUUUUAAAAGAAAAAACUAUUUUGCAGCCCUCCCCUUGCCCACUCCCUCCUUUUCCACUGCAGAGACAAAGUCCCCUCUUCGCCCACUGGGCUUCAGCAGGGGCUACGUUUCUGUCUCUUUUUAAAUGUAGGGAAACUAACUAGUUUUAACUUCUUCCUGGGGCCUGAGCGGGAAGCUGGAAGGGGCUGAGGGGAGGGACCAAGCCUUCAGGGCAGGCUCUGUUCACUGCACCUCCCCAGGCCAGGGAGAGAGCCAGGGAUGUGGACAUCCCCAGGGCAUACCUGGUUCCCAGCUGUGAGGCUUGAGGGGGAUGUGCUGGGGUCGAAGCCAGCCUAGCUCCUAGGUUUACCAAAUGUGUAUUUAGUCUGGGGCUGGCAGGCCAAAGCUGCAGGGGCCAGCCCCAUUCCCACCCCUGGGCCCUUGAAGCUCCUUGAGGGGCAAGGCCCAGGAGUUCUACCCCUCCGGUUCCUGAGGCCAGGGAUCCACCUCAGUCCUCUCCCUCUGGGCUCCCAAAAGCAGCCUCCCUGGCCCCAGGGCCACCUACCAGACUGGCACUGCCCUCUUCAUAACCCCCCAGCUGCUGUCAGCUUCCCCCCCCCCCCCCCCCAUAUCCUCCCUUCCCUCUGGCAGCUAGCAGGGCAAUUGGUGGGGAGGAGCUACGGACUGAGGACCAAGGUAGGGCUCAGGCCCUGCCCUCCUCACCGGGAGGGGCUCCGUAUGCAUUCCUUGGUGCUCUGAGUGCAGCUGACGUCCUGCCCAUUUGGAGCAGACGCCUGUGUACAUGUGUGUGCGUGCCUGUCCGAUGUAUAUUGUGUCUUAGCUUCCAUUUUAAAAAUUGUUCUGUACAGAAAGAUGCAGUGGGUGCGGGAGGGCAGAGCGGGUGGAGGGAAGCCACCCUGCUCCCAGCGCUGGGGGUCUGGGGUGGGAGCAAGAGGGCUGUGAAGGGUCUGGCCUGGACCAGGCUCUCCUUGGGCUCAGCACGAAAGGGCUUUCAAUGAAUUAAGUGAAAACUUUUUUUUUUUACGAAAAUGCAAAAAUCAACAAAGCUCCAAACCUAUUGGAAAUAAAAUAUGAACUUAACAGUG